AUGCGCGAUAUCCCAUUUGAAUAUGUCAAGAAGCAAAUGGCCAAGGGAUUUGUCAAACCUUUGUUCACACCCUACCUGCUCGAGCAUUUUGACAAGAAGUCUUUCGAUGAGGAGGCCAAGGAGUACUACAUCAAGAGCAUCGCCGGAACGGCAUACCCUGCUAGUUCGGCCACAAUGGCGUCUGGGCUGAACACUUUAAUUCUCAUGUUGGUCAUGUUCCCAGAUGUCCAAGAGCGCGCUCAUGCGGAAAUCGACCGAGUCAUCGGCUCUGACCGUCUUCCAGAGUUCUCGGAUGAAGGACAUAUGCCAUAUAUCGCCGCCAUUGUCAAAGAGGUCCUUCGCUGGGCUGCUUUCGUGCCGUUUGCUGUUCCUCACUCGACUGCGGCCGAUGACAUGUAUAAGGGCUAUUUCAUUCCGAAGGGCACAUUUGUUAUUGGAAACUCAUAG
This is a messenger RNA of Heterobasidion irregulare TC 32-1, 447 nucleotides long. RefSeq names its product cytochrome P450 monooxygenase 84 (gene cpm84). The record is from RefSeq and is a predicted model, not a curated record. The transcript has 5 exons. NCBI's taxonomy places the organism in Eukaryota, Fungi, Basidiomycota, Agaricomycetes, Russulales, Bondarzewiaceae. The coding region runs from base 1 to 447 and encodes 148 amino acids. Gene Ontology annotation, molecular function: oxidoreductase activity, acting on paired donors, with incorporation or reduction of molecular oxygen; monooxygenase activity; iron ion binding.